UGUGUAAUGUGUAAUAUAUUGCAUCGCUUUACGCCAUCGAUCUACGUUCACAGAGCUCAAUGUUUGGGAAAUGAAGUUUUUUCAACACGUACGCUGCGAAAAUGCUCAACGACCAAACUACAACCCCCAUCGUCCCCUGCGCGUCGUCGGCUCGAGUCCGUUCCGUUAAAGCUACCAUGUAAUGUUUACUUCUACGGAACAACGGCGUGUCCUCCUGUGUUAACGGUCCUGAAUCAGAUGCGGUUUAAACCCGUUACUCGCUCGGCCAUACGUUAAAGCGCGGAAUCCCGUCGGCUGAAGGUGCAUCGGGACCGUCGUCGGUGGUUUAUCCUGCGCCAGAGCUCGGUGUUCGUAAUGGCGAUGUUCCGCAGUUUUGUGUCCGCUGCUCAACUCAGACAGCAGCAUCAGCAGCAGCAAAAUGGAGCCGCUGCAGCCGCACCUGGAGAGAGCCUGGAGAGCCAGUUCUCCUGUCCCAUCUGUCUGGAGGUCUACCACAAACCCGUCAGCAUCGCCAGCUGCGCCCAUACUUUCUGUGGCGACUGUCUCCAGCCGUGUCUGCAGGUCACAUCACCCCUCUGUCCUCUCUGCCGCAUGCCCUUCGAUCCAAAGAAAGUGGACAAAUCCUCCAGCAUGGAGAAACAGCUCUCUUCAUAUAAGGCCCCGUGCAGGGGCUGCAGCAAAAAGGUCACACUGGUCAAAAUGAGGUCACACGUCUCCUCUUGCACAAAGGUUCAGGAACAGAUGGCCAACUGCCCAAAGUUUACGCCAGUGGUCCCCACCUCACAACCCAUUCCCAGCAAUAUUCCAAACCGUUUCACAUUUGUGUGUCCGUUCUGUGGCGCCCGCCACCUGGACCAGCAGGAACUAGUGAAGCACUGCAUGGAAAAUCAUCGCAAUGACCCCAACAAAGUUGUGUGUCCAGUAUGUUCUGCGAUGCCCUGGGGCGACCCGAGCUACAAGAGCUCGAACUUUAUGCAGCAUCUUCUCCACCGGCACAAGUUCUCAUAUGACACGUUUGUGGACUACAGUAUUGAUGAGGAAGCUGCACUUCAGGCCGCUCUGACCCUAUCCCUGUCUGAGAGCUGAGCGUGACGUGACGUCCAGAUCCAUCCAACGUUCAGCUGUCAUCUGUCCGUUUCCUCCAUUCCUCCCGUCACUCUACCUCUCUUCUGCUCUGUACUUCUGAGCGUCACCCCCCCUCUGAACACUUCAGCAGACGUGUCACUUCCUGCGCCGUAGGGGGAGGGGCUUCUGCUCGUUCAUCAUCAUCAUCACUAUCGAAAGCAUUUGAACGUGUACGCAAAUAGGCCGAAAAAUGGAAGAGAUCGAUUUCAUCGUGCUUGUUUGCGUUCUUCCUUAUUUCUCUGUAUCCCGAUUGCGGACGGAUGGGAAUUUUUCUGUGAAUUAAGGUCAAGGGUAGGUCACUUACACACCGAACACGCUUAUGUCCCUUCAAACCUGAUGACGGCAUCUGUCCAAAUCUGAUGAUUUAGCUUGAUUUAAGGCUUCAAAAUCUGUGCGAAAAAUAUAAGAUGGGUUUAAACGUAGGAAUUUGUUAUGGGGUGAGCUGUCCCUUUAAAAUGGACCGAGUUGAGUAUGAUUGGCUGUCCUUUUGGUGAGCUCUCAUCUCUAGGCCAUACCAAUGCAGAAAAGAGAGGACGAGAGACAUCUUUCGUAUCAUUUCUGGAUCUCUCAAAGGCCACUUCUAAAGCAGACUUGUUGUGAAUACUUGCACUCGUCGCACGUUUUCUACGUGUCUGAAUUGUAGUAUUGACGUUCUUUUAUAGUUCAAUAGCAGAAUAUUGACCGACAGGACUACAUACGCCGCUCUUCACUUGCUACAGUAAUAUUUUCUAUGGCGCGUCAGAUAAGAUAAAAAUGUAUAUUUUUGGAAAAUGUUUUCAAUGGUGCACUGAUAAAAGGAUCGUAUGCUUGGAAAAAUGUGCGGAAUGGUUUCAUCCUUUAACGUGUGAAUCGGUUGAUCUGUGUGUCGCUCACUUGUGCUGCCUUCAAGCUUAUCUGGAAAGUUCAUUGGAAUAAAACGCACCCGUUGGACCGUUUCAUAUUUAUAUAGUCUCCCUGUCAGAUUAGUCACGAAGACAUGAAGUUUGUUAGCAAUCGUGUAACACAUUUUGUUUGUUUGAUUCUUGUGGCUCUUCAUAAUUUAGUGUUGGUAUCUAGCAUAACAGUUUCCGCCAUUUCUUUUUUUCUAUUCAAAAGUCAGACUGAAAGUAAUGUUUCCCUCUGGCAUUUUGCAGGCGUCCGUGUGUGUCAUCUCAUAAAUAUGACCAUUCCAGUGUGACCUGAAGGCAGCACAGAUACGAGGAAACUCGACGACCUCUGGAAACGAAGCGGUCCAGUGCGCAGUUCUUAGGUUUGACCACUAGGUGACAGUAAAGGUUUAGAAACAGCAGUGAUUCUCAACCCUGCCUGUUUCACCUAAAUCAAGUCUGACCGUCUCUGUGGAUGAGAUGAAUCAGGUUGUUUGAUAAGGACACGUCUGAAACGUUAUUCAGAGCUCAGAUUCACCGACAGUUCUGAAUGGACUACUACCAUCAUAUUUCUGUAAAAAGUGUGUAUACUGUGCUCAGUAUGCAGUGUUUUCUGAAUGCAUAGAAAAGAUAACCUGAUGACCCAUCCUUACCUUAAUGUGCAAUAAAUAGCAGUGCACGUUCUGAGGAUGUUGUGUCCCAGAAUGCAACGCUCUGAACUUCAACCUUCCAUUUCAGUAAGAUGAACUGGAUGUAGAUGUGAUGUGAAGAGUAGUUCAAUCAAAACUGUCACCAAAUGUUUUUGGCACCACGUGAAUGCAAACGCCAUUGGUGUCCCGUAACCAAAUCUCUUUACUUCCAUUUGGAGUGAAAGACUUAAAUUUACUUGCGUCACAAAAUGGAUUUCGAAUCUUGACUGCCAAACGUUGAGACAUUUAAACAUAAAAUCAGAUUCAUGUAAUAAACGAGUAUUUAUUUGACUUCUUCUAAUACCUGCCAGUGCAGUGUUGAGUAUUUCGGUAAGAACAUAGCCUCUCUCUUUCCGGUUUAGCACUACCGGCGUAUCGUUUCUGUACUUUGUUUGUAUGAAGUACUGCGUCGGGAGGCACAGAUCUGUGAUAUUUUCUUUAGGAUUUUAAGAACAUUCGCAUAGAUUCCUGUCAUUUCCCUGCUCGGGUAGAUAUGUUUGAUGCCGGUGCGUCUGAUAUGGCUUUGAUAGUUUGUCCAGUAGUUUUGAUAUCUUGAUGGACGAGUGGAAGACGGUUUGGGAUAGAAAAAAAUGACUUCAAACAUACAGGCUUUUUUUCUAGAGACGUUUCACUUCGUGAUGCAUUUACGCAUCUGUGUUAAAUAAGAGAGCGUUCGUUUAAAUCGUACUAAAAGAGCCGUUGUGGUUAUUUCCGUUUCGUGAAUUUAUUUGAUCGAGGAUAAGCGUGUCACAAUCAUUCUGAUCUGAAGCUCGGCGGUUCUCGAUCGGUUCGGUUUUGGGGAGAUUCAGCUUGAGCGAGCUGAAACAGAAGAUAGGUGAACUUCGUGACGGUCAUUCACUUUCAUGAAUAUCUCGCUGGCGGUUUCUAAUCAUUUAGAAGGUUCAAUGUGUGACCACUUCGAGUGGUCGUCUCUGUCUGCUUUUCUUCAAGCCAUGGUAGAGUCGUACUGAUUUCUUUACGCUGUGUCCUACCCAGGCGUGAUGUGACUUCAUGUUAUUUUUACUCCUAACCAGUUCUGACAAGCAACGAGACUUGCUUUUCUGUUCUGUAGCGUGAAAUUCGGAGACCACGAUAAACUCUGCAUACAUUUCAAAAACUUUCAUGAACUUUUGCGAACGACGCUCAAUGUGUUUGCUGGAAACUUCAUGUCACACCUGGUCAGGACACAGAACUCGAUGUCUUUUGUCCUUCGCUGUAUGUUUGUACUCAACAGUGGUCCGUUCAAUAUUGUUUCGGGUCUUCUGGAUAUUUUAGGAAUGUCCUUGUUGGUAUUUAUUAGAGUUAAAAGGUAUAUAUACAGAGUAUCAGAAAUCCCGGAUUCAGUCUUUUGGAAGCGGGGUGUAUAUAAACAGCGGGAUUUGAUUGAAAUUGCUACGUUUUUCUGUGGCUUACAUUGAAAUCGGGAUUUUCGCUGAGAAGCAUGUUAAAAAAACAUCGCACUUUAAAUAACUCAAAUGUCUUUUGAUGAUCCAGUAGGAAUUUUGUUCCAGUUAUUUAGUAUUACGAAUUGCCAAGUGUGUUUUACAUGAGUUUGUCGUGUCUUUCUUAUAAGAUGAAGGUAACUCUGUGUUGGGCAAGACAACGAAUCAUUUACUUCACAUUAUUCAGAAAUGCCGUCACUUUUCUGCGACGACGAGUGAUAUCGUAUUAGCAUGUAGGCGCAAGAGCAACGACGGCUAAAUGAACUCGGCUCAAGCGUUUGCUGGAGAUUUUGCGAGUAGCUGCCAAACAAAAAUUUCCACUUUUCACGGUAUUUCGCUGCCAUCGUGUUUGGCUUUAUUUUAUGAUGGCGCACUGACAGAAUGAGGAUUAUCGGUCAGUUGUGAUGAAAUUGAGUAGAAAGUAGAAAACGAGAAUGAUUAUUGAGUUUCUCCUGUUUUUACUUGAUGUUUUUGACUUGUCUAUAUAUUUCGCUCAAACAAUAUUCAUGUGCACAGCUGUAGCAUAAUAUGUUGGUUUUUUUUUAAGUGAAACUUUUGAUAUUGUACAACACCGCUCUCCAGAUCUGAUGACCUUUGAGAAUGACCUUAAGAUGUAUAUUUUUCACUCUUUUUGUAUUGUAACAUCAAUGCAUACUGUCACUGUUCAACGUGAAGAACUUCCGCAUUUCUCCAGUUGGUCGACGGCUGUCCACCAAGCAACGUGGACAAAAAAUGGAUGGCUUGCGAUCUGUCCGUAUGAUGAAGUUAUCAAACUCAUAAAUGAGCAAGAACCCAAUGGAGUACUCUAGUGACAUCUGGAGUACUUGGGAAUUGUAAACGUCGGAUGCUUGAUUUGCUCGCACACUGUGGAUUUAACACAACAGUGAUGCGACUAUGAAUUCUGGGAAACUUGGACAAAGUGUUUUCUAACAUUCCUGAAAAGGGAGUCUGCAUUUCUGUGUGGGGGUUGAAGUCUUCAGGCCGAAACUGCUGAGUUGUAAAAGACGCCCAAAAUGUCCCUGUGCGACCGUCACUGGACGGCAGGAGCUGUCGGGUCGGGCCAGUGUUUGUGUGUGUGCUCCAUGUGAUUAUGCAUUCGCGACUAUAAAUAAUAAUGAGAUAACAAUAAUAACAAUGCUGAGCGUUCGGAUGUUAAUGACGGUGUGCAUUUUUGAAGCUGUAAUACUGACUGAGGUUUAAUAAGAUACUUACAGUGUAUUUGUAGCAGUUUUCCCCUUAAAUAAACAAUAAACACAGAUGCACCCAGCUUUCAUGGCCUUGUCUUUUG
Molecule: messenger RNA, 5410 nt
Organism: Triplophysa rosa
Lineage: Eukaryota; Metazoa; Chordata; Actinopteri; Cypriniformes; Nemacheilidae
Product: E3 ubiquitin-protein ligase RNF166
Exons: 6
Coding region: 355-1086 (243 amino acids)
Biological process (GO): protein polyubiquitination; ubiquitin-dependent protein catabolic process
Molecular function (GO): ubiquitin protein ligase activity
Source: RefSeq, a predicted model, not a curated record